This is a messenger RNA of Oryza sativa Japonica Group (Japanese rice), 2363 nucleotides long. RefSeq names its product receptor-like serine/threonine-protein kinase SD1-6. Gene Ontology annotation, cellular component: plasma membrane. The record is from RefSeq and is a predicted model, not a curated record. Gene Ontology annotation, molecular function: ATP binding; protein serine/threonine kinase activity. Lineage: Eukaryota; Viridiplantae; Streptophyta; Magnoliopsida; Poales; Poaceae. Gene Ontology annotation, biological process: protein phosphorylation.
AAACCACUGGAGCAAUGAGAGCAGAAUAGCUUUUGUGUCACUCUCUCUUUAGGCUUAGCCAUUCCAUUCCAUGUACAGCAAGCAAACAACGUUAGCCCGGUCCCAACUCCCAAGUGUUUUCGGUUAGCAACCUACCAUGCUUGUCCUCUUGCUCCUCCUCGCCGCCGCCGCCGCCGUCUCUUCGCCGGCGCCGGUGGCCGGCGACGGCGGGGGCGCCUUGCCGGUGCUCAACCCGAUCUCCUCCUUCUGUAACACGACGGCGGCCAGGCGGACGUACCUGCCGAACAGCACGUUCGAGGCCAAUCUCAACGGCCUCUUCGCCGUGCUGUCCAGGAACGCCUCGGCGUCGGGCUACGCGGCGGGGGCGUUCGGCGCGGCGCCGGACACGGCGUACGGCCUCUUGCUCUGCCGCGGCGACUUCACCGGGAACGACUGCUCCGCCGCGCGGCUGGCGUCGUCGUUCCAGCAGGCGGCGAGCAGCUGCUUGUACAGCAAGGACGUCGCCGUCUACUACGACCAGUACCAGCUCCGGUACUCGGACCAGGACUUCCUCGCCGGCGCCGGCGCCGGCGCCGCCAACGAGCCGGAGACGGCCGCGUUCAACAUGAACAACGUCUCCGACGCGGGCGACGUCGCGGCGUUCGACGCGCUGGUGGCGGAGCUGGUGAACGCGGUGGCCGACAGGGCGAGCAACGCGACCAGGAGGUACGCCGCGGGGAAGGCCGGGUUCGCGCCGGAGGCGAUGACCGUGUACGCCAUCGCGCAGUGCACGCCGGACCUGUCGCCGCCGCAGUGCCGGGGCUGCCUCGCCGGUAUCAUCGACCAGAUGCCCAAGUGGUUCAGCGGCCGCGUCGGCGGCAGGAUCCUCGGCGUGCGCUGCGACUUCAGGUACGAGAAGGAUCCAUUCUUCAAGAUCCCCAACGACAUGGUGGUGCUUAGCCCGCUCCCGGAUCCGUCGUCACAAGGGAGCAGCAGCAGCGGUGGCCUGUGGAUCGUGGCGAUCGUCGUCCCCGUCGCCGUGCUCCUCCUCGGCUUCUUGGGAUGUUUCCUCUGGAUCAGGAGGCGAAGAAGGAGAGUGAUCAACAUGGCAGGGACGGUGAGCGUGCCGACCAUGUCCAUGGAGAUGGAGCAGGUGCUCAAGCUGUGGCGGAUCGAGGAGAGCGGCUCCGAGUUCUCGCUCUACGACUUCGACCAGAUCGCCGACGCCACCGACAACUUCUCCGACGCCUGCAAGCUCGGCCAGGGCGGCUUCGGCCCUGUCUACAAGGGUCAAUUGCCUGAUGGGCUUGAGAUAGCGAUCAAGAGGCUCUCAUCCUGUUCAGUGCAGGGGCUGAUGGAAUUCAAGACAGAGAUCCAGCUGAUAGCCAAGCUGCAGCACACCAACCUGGUCAGGCUGCUGGGCUGCUGCGUCCAGGCUGACGAGAAGAUGCUCAUCUACGAGUACAUGCACAACAAGAGCCUCGAUUGCUUCAUCUUUGACACUGAAAAGGGGGCGAUGCUGAACUGGGACAAACGCUUCCGUAUAAUCGAUGGCAUUGCCCAGGGGCUUCUUUACCUGCACAAGCACUCUCGGUUGCGAGUUAUUCACAGGGAUCUGAAAGCAAGCAAUAUACUCCUCGACCGGGAGAUGAACCCCAAAAUCUCGGAUUUUGGAAUGGCAAGGAUAUUCUGCUCGAAUGUGACAGAAGCCAACACGACCAGGGUUGUGGGCACACAUGGUUACAUCGCUCCUGAGUAUGCUUCUGAGGGUCUCUUCUCGAUCAAAUCCGACGUGUUCAGCUUCGGUGUCCUGCUUCUCGAGAUCAUAAGCGGCAAGAGGACCGCCGGAUUCUACCAGUACGGCAAAUUCUUCAAUCUCACAGGAUAUGCGUACCAGCUAUGGCAAGAAGGGCAAUGGCACGAGCUGGUGGACCAGGCGCUGGGGGAGGACUUCCCGGCGAUGGAGGUGAUGAAGUGCGUGCAGGUGGCGCUGCUGUGCGUCCAGGACAGCGCCGACGACCGGCCGAACAUGUCCGACGUGAUCGCCAUGCUCGGCAGCGAGGGGGUGACGAUGCCGGAGCCGAGGCAGCCGGCGUACUUCAACGUCAGGAUCUCCAGCCUGGCCGUGUCGUCCAGCUCCUUCGGCGAGUCGUACUGCAUGAGCAACGUCACGUUGAUGGAGGAGGACGGCAGAUAGCAUUUUGCAGUGCAGGCACGUUUAUAAUCAUGUAGAUUCAGAUUGUAGUAAGCGAUUAAUCACGAUUGGUGAAGUUCUAGCUUGGCAAUUGUGUAUAUGAUUUGUUAUGAUCAGACGGAAACCAAAAGGAACAGAACAUGAUGACAUAGUCGAUGGCAAUUCAACCAACAUGUUAUUCUUCUUUUCU